AUGUAUUAUCAUCAUCUAUUUUAUUUAAUAGCUUUAUUUUUCCUUCUCCCGCCAUUAGUAGAAUUAUUAUCGAUUAAUACCGAUGUUUUAAUUGUGCCAAAGAAUGCUCAACGUGGUUUUGUCUUACUUGAAGAAACAAAGCCAAGUCGAUCCAAUGAAUUUACUCAAUGUUUACAGCAAAGCCGCGAAUUAAAUAUCGAUAUUGAUACAAAAUAUGGUGAUUUAAUAUUAAAUAAAACCAUACGAAAUAGAAAUUUCAAGCAGCAACAACAAUUACUAUGUACAAUAAAUCGAAAUCAAUCGUCGAUUCUUAAAAUUUACUACGCAAUUAUCGAUACAUCGAACGAUGCAGUUUUUACGUCUCCAGUUUAUCAUAUUGAUCCGAUGUCAUUUUCCGUACAUCGAUUCCCUAGGAUCGAAUGUUUAUCACCGUCGAUUGUUAAUUAUGAAUUUAUUGAUUCAUCGGUACCAUUGAAUAUUAAUCAAAGAACAGGAGAAAUAUCUUCGUCGACAAAUCAAUGCACAAAUUUACAUGAACUGCUUAUUAAAUGCUAUGAUGUAUUUGAUAAAACGAAACAUGCGUAUGCUAAAAUAAUAUUUGAUCAAAUUUGUUUUAAAAAUUCUAUUAAAACUACAAAUAUUGAUUGGAUUAAUCGAAUUGGCGAAGACAGAAGAAAAAGAAUUAAUUAUCAACAAGAAAAAAUAUCGAUGACUCAAUCAAAUCGUCAUCGCCGUCAACAAUCAGUUCAACCGCCAAGUCGUAUAACAAUUCGUUUUAAUGAAUCCUAUAUUGGCUCAAUAUCGGAAAUAAAAUAUUGCCGUGAACAAACAUCAAAAGAUCAUUUAGAACAAACAUUUCAAUUUCCAAUGAAAUAUGAAUCAUUUCUACGUGAACGUCUUCAUAUCAACGAAAAAGGAUUAUUAUCAGUUUUACGUCCAUUCGAUUAUGAAUAUUUUCAAACGGUCACGUUUCAAUUUCAUUGUUUAAUAUUAGAACAACAAAAUGGUGGGAUGAAUUUAACACGUGUUAAUAAAACUGAAGAUAUACAAUUGAUUAUCGAUGAUAUUAAUGAUGAACCGCCACGUUGGAUUAUGGAUGAACCAUAUCAAUAUGGGACCUAUUUUGGUUAUGUUGAAAAAAGUGCUCGGCCUGAAACAUCUGUUUUUCGUUUUAAAGCUUUCGAUCCUGAUACAACAUCAAAAUUAACCUAUGAAAUUGUACAAGGCGAUAAAAAUCUAUUUCAUUUAUCAUCGGAUGGUACAUUAACAACACAUUCAAAUCAACAAUUACUUUCGCCCACAUAUAAUUUAACUGUGCGAGCCAUCGAUUUGAAUUCACAAGUUUUAUCAAUGUCUCGUUCGAAUGAAGCUCAUUUAGUUAUUCGUACUGAUCGAUUUGAACCGAGGUUUUUUAAGGAACGUUACGUUUUCAAUGUUAGCGAAUAUACUCAACCAUCGAGUAUAAUUGGAACUAUAAGAGCAAAAUCAUUUUCAACCAAAAGUGAAAAUCUAAGAUAUUUUCUACAACAAUCAAUUAUUGAUGGUUCACAACCAAAUCGCCCGUCAAUGAGCGGAAACAGUGGAGAUAUGUAUGAAUUUAAAAUUGAUGAAACUGAAGGAUCAAUUAAAAUUUUAAAAAUGCUACGAUAUUCAGAUCAACAUAAUAAUAAUACAAAAUAUUUCACAGGUGUUGUGAAAGAAUUAAGUGGUUGGCAAUUACAAUCACAUGUUGAAAUUGAAAUUUAUGUCAUUGAUAUCAACGAUAAAAUUCCAACUUUUAAACAAACUUAUUAUACUCCUCAGAUCUCUGAAGAUUAUCCAUUGAAUACUCCGAUCAUUAAUUUCACUGUUACUGACGACGAUGCUCGAAAUACACUAAAUUCAAAUAUAACUCUUGAUUUAAUUGAUCCAUAUGGAAAAUUUUCCAUCUAUAAUGAUACUCGUGUGUCAACAUCGAAUAAUAUUCAAGCAUAUCUUAUCGCUAAAGAACGUCUAGAUUAUGAAUCUUUAUCGCCAUUAGAUCGUCAGUAUAAAUUAAAAAUUAUUGCACGUGAUAAUGGACAACCACAAUCAUUACAAUCCGAAGCUCAAAUUUAUAUCACAAUUACUGAUGUUAAUGAUGAGCCACCUGUAUUUAAAGAAAAUCCAGUACAGAAAACAAUUGCAGAAAAUGCACAACGAGGAACAUUUAUUGUUUUUGUUGAUGUUGUCGAUACUGAAUAUAAUGAUUCUGUUACGGUACAAUUUUUACCAACAACUCAAUACAAUCCAUUUCGUAUUAUAACAAGUCCAGGGGGUGGUCGAGUUAUUCUCGAACAGCCACUUCUACCCGACAGAGAAUUCUAUAAUUUAACUAUGCAAGCAUCUGAUCGUCUUGGGCAUGCAUCUCAAGCGCAGCUUUUAAUAACAAUCUAUGAUGUGAAUGAUCAUACACCACGUAUUGAACAAUGUGAACAGGGAAUGAUUAUUGCGUCUAUACGUGAAAAUGCAACAGUAAAUACUGCCAUAAUAAAAAUCAAUGCAACAGAUCAAGAUCGUGGUUUAAAUGGUGAAAUACAAUUUUCAUUAAAGGGUACAAAUGAUCCGCAACAAGAUUCAGAUAUGUUUUCUAUCGAUCCUGACACUGGUGUGGUUACGAAUAAGAAGAAAUUAAAACAUUUGAAAUCUGGAUUUAGUGAAUAUACAAUGACAAUAUUUGCACAAGAUAAAGAUCCAUCGAAUUCGCGUUCAACUCAUUGUAUUUUAAAAAUCACCGUAGAAGAUAUUAAUGAUCAUGCUCCUGUAAUAACAUCACCGGCGCGUGACAAUGAUUUAAUUUCGAUCAAAAUGGAAAAACGUGUUAAUUUCAAUUAUCCUGUUCUUGUUGUUCGUGCCAAGGAUGAAGAUAGUGGAAAAAAUGCUCAGUUAUAUUUUACUCUUGAAUCUCGUACUGAUUGUUCCAAUGGUAUUCAGUAUUUCGUCAUUGAUUCUCAAUCAGGUGUUAUUUCUACGCGUUCAUCGAAUGUAAAUAAUCCAAUAAAUCUACAAAUAAAAUACUGCCUUGUUGUCAAAGUCUGCGAUUCACCUGACGAUGGCCCACCGAAAUGUGUUGAACGUAAAAUUCAAUUUCAAUUAUCUCAAGAUGGUUUCGAACCGCCAUUUUGGGCACCUGAAACUGCCUUAACAUUUCAACGUGUUAUGAAAGUUGUUGAAUUAGCUCAACAAAAUAUUGUUAUCGACACAUUUAAAGCAUCGAUUGCAAAUGAUUCAUCGAAAAAGGUUAUUUUCGAAAUGGAACCAUUCAAUUGGACUUGUUCAAAUGUUGCAUUAGCUAGUGAAAAACCUCGCAUACCUUUUCUAUUGACGCCGGACGAAAGCGGACGUAAUAUUGCACGUUUAGUUAUCUAUCAACCGAUUGAUGCUGAUCCGCCAACGGGUUGCACACGAUAUCAAUUUAAGAUUCGUGCGAAAAAUGCCGCUAUGGAAGCGUUAUCAUUGGAGAGUAUCUAUGAAAUUGAGAUUGUCGAUUCAAAUGAUAAUAUUCCAAUGUUUAAUGUUAGUUCAUAUCGUGCACAAAUUUAUGAAAAUGAAGUUAAAGAUAAUCUAUUACGUGUUCAAGCUGAAGAUAAAGAUAUAGAUCCUAAAAAUCGAAAUACAACCUAUUUUAUCCGAUGUGCAAAUGAUGGUAAUCAACAAAAUCUUCAAUAUCAUUAUAAUAGUCCACUAUCGAAUUCGUUGUCAUGUCAAGGUAUUGUUUCGAUUGAUCCUGAAACCGGUUGGAUUAGCGUUCAACGACAAUUCGAUUAUGAUAAUCCGGCAGAUCGUCGUUUUGUAUUUGAUGUUUUCGCAAAAAAUAUUCUACCAUCCGAUCGAUGCAGUGGACAAAAUACGAAAGAAUCUCAAUCUCAAUCGUCGUCCUCAUCAUCAGGUGCUGAUGCAAAUCCAACAAUUCAAAUUUGCGUCACUGAACAUCGUGUACCAGUUAUUAUUGAAGUACUCGAUAGAAACGAUAAUGCGCCGCAAUUCAAUAAUUUACCAUACUUUACGAAAGUCAUGGAAGAUGCUGAACCAGGAACAACAAUCUUCCAUUUGAAUGUCAGUGAUAUUGAUACAGAUGAUAUUUUAACAUUUUCGAUUGCCAACGAACAAGAAGCAUCGGCUUUUGCCGUCAAAGAAAAUACGGGUGAAGUUUAUUUAGCUUCAGCUCUUGAUUAUGAACGUGUUCAACAACAUAGUGUGGAAGUUCAAGUUAGCGAUUCGAAUAACGAACAUCGUGCUCGAACAAUUCUAACAGUCAUCGUUGAAGAUGCAAAUGAUAAUCCGCCACGUUUUCUUAAUUUACCAAAGGAAAUUAUUGUCGAGGAAGGUCGACAAACAGUUGACUAUGAUCAAAUGAUUAUCCGACAGCCAUCACGAAUAAAACGAGAUUCUCGUACUUAUAGAAAACAAAAAGAUUUCAAUAAAAAACGAAUAUCAACAGCAAUCAAAGCGCCAGAAGAUCUCUUUGAUGAAUAUGCUUCUCAGCAACCAUAUUCAUCUCGAGUAAUUUAUAAAGUCGAAGCUAUUGAUCCUGAUUUUGGUCGUCCAUUAAAAUUACCGAUUCGUUAUACGCUAACAUCAUCAAAUCCAUUGUAUACUCAAUUUUUUGAAAUUCAUCCAUUAAAUGGUACAAUUCAUUUGAAACAAGAACUUGACCGUGAUCCACCGAAUGGUUUCGAUGAAUGGUUGUUAACUAUUAUUGCAGCUGAUGAAGAUGGACGAGAAGAUAUGGGUUCGAAAAAGAAUGCGUCAUGGUUGAAAAUCAUCGUCAAAGAUAUUAACGAUUUGCCUCCCAUGUUCAUCGAUGUUGAUCCAAUGGGACAUAUACCUGAAAAUGCUCGCGCUGGAACACGUGUUGAAGGCUUGAGAAUAAAAGCUACAGAUUAUGAUAAACUAUCCGAAAACACAACACGCUAUGCAUUAACAUUGAAUACAAAAUCGAUUGAUGGUUCCGAUGUAUUUCGUAUUGAUGAAAUAACAGCUGAUAUCUAUCUGAAUGUUGACAAUUAUCUCGAUCGAGAAAAAACUCCACAUCAUAAUCUAUCAAUUAUAGCUCGAGAUUCAGGUGAUCAAUCUGGAAAUUUACAAUCGAAAGAAUUGAAAAUUACAAUUAUUAUCGAUGAUGUUAAUGAUAUGCCGCCACGAUUUAAACCGAAAAAUCAACAAGCACAAAUAUCGGAAACAGCACAACGUGGAGAUUUCGUAACAGAAGUCCGAGCUGAAGAUGAUGAUAUUGGUGUUAAUACACAUUCAUUAUAUGAAAUUAUUGAAGAAUGCCAAUUGUUUAAUGAACAAAUGAUACGUUGUUCGAACCCGAAAUAUUUCAUUUUUAAAGAAACUGCACUAGCUGAAAAAGGCACAAUUAUUUUGCUUGAACCUGUUAAUUAUGAUCCACCAGAUAAUCAAGUCAAGUUUCUUUUGAAAAUAAAAGCAACAAAUGGUGGAAUGUCGGAUUUCGCUAAUGUAACUGUUUUCAUUACUGAUGCAAAUGAUAACAUACCAGUUUUUUCUCAGUCGGUUUAUUUUGCCAAUAUCAGCGAAGAAACCUCAUUGGAGCAAGAGAUUCUUCGUGUGCAUGCUACCGAUAAUGAUGUCAAUCCAAUAAAUAAAGAGUUUAUUUAUCGUAUUCCACCAGAUCGUUCGCAAUAUGAAAAUCGUCAACAUUUACGUAUCGACGCUAUCGAUGGCCGAAUUUAUUUGAAGAAAAAUUUCGAUAGAGAAAAAUCUUCAACUAUCAGUUUACCGAUUGAAGCUGUAAAUAAUCAAAGUUCAAAUAUGUUGGUUGGUCGUGCUGUUUUGGUUAUUAAUGUUCUUGAUGUGAACGAUAAUCAUCCGCGUUUUGCAGAAAAUUAUUCGCCACGUAUACGUGAACAUUCAGCAGCUAAAAAAUUUCUUGAAUUUAAAAUCAACGAUCCCGAUGAUCAAAGCAACGGAAAAAAUAAAUAUCGAAUUAAACUUGGUAAAAAUAAUAUCUGGCCGGAAGAAGGUGAACCGAAAUUUCGUCUUGAUGUUCAUAUGGAUAGUGAUGGUAAACCACGUGGCACGCUUAGUUCGUUACGUGAACUCGACCGGGAAGAACUUUGCCCAAGCACUGAGAAAUUUAAACAUCAACGUUAUUGCGGUAAAUAUUAUGAUCUACCAAUAUGGAUGUCGGAUGGUGAACAAUCAGGCAUAAACAAUCUUCGAGUUCUCGUCGAAGAUAUCAAUGAUAAUCCAUUUAAUAGUGGCUACAAAUCUAUUGAUAUCUAUGAUUAUAAACAUACAUUAAGUAAAGUUUUAUCUACAUCCCGUAUUUAUGUUGGCACUGCUUUUACCGACGAUGAAGAUGAUUGGGAUUUAAAUAGUAAAACAUUCGAACUUCUACCAUCGGAUGAUAAUAGCUUUUUACAAAUCGAUAAAAGCAUGCAUUCAUCACGUACACCAGGCGCAAUUUAUUUGACAAUGCAAAAUAGCAAUUCAACAAUUCAACAUGGUGUUCCUUAUAAAUACGAUGUUGCCGUUCGUGAUACACAUCCUCAGUGGGCAAGUCUAGAACCUAAAACAUCCUAUAUUGAAUUUCGUUUGCAUGAUUUACCAUCGGAUGCAUUUGAAAAUGCAGCAUCAAUACGUCUUCAGGAUAUUACUGCCGAAGAAUUUAUUGAAACACGUCAUCGUCCUGAAUCGCCAUUAUCAACAUUCAAACGUUUAAUACUUGAAACAAUUCCAAAUGCUCGUCACAUCGAUGUUUUUUCGAUACAAAAUCAUGAGCAUUUACCGCGCACGAUCGAUGUCUAUUAUGCGCUUCACGGUAGUGGCUAUUUAUCGAAAGUAAAAAUAAACGGUCUUAUUGAAAUUGCACGUAAAAAACUUGAAAAUCAUUUUAAUAUAAGUCAAAUUGAUAUAAACGAAUGUUUGAAUGCUGAUCAACAAUGUUUUGCAAUUGGUUGUUUAAAUAAAAUUGAAGUACAAUCAAAACAACCGUAUUUAAUUAAUUCUAAUCAAACCUCAUUCAUUGGUUUACAUUUGAAAACAAUCGCACAAUGUGCGUGUGAUACGGAUGUUCAUGUACAACAAGAAAAACAGAAAGAAUUAUUAAAAACACAUAAAUAUUGUUUAAACGGUGGAUAUCCAACGCGAGAUGAUCAUCAUAUUAAAUGCAUGUGCCCUGAUAAUACGUUAUACAAUGGUGGUGAACGUUGUCAAUUGACAAGCAUUUCAUUUGACGGCAAUGGUUACGCUUGGUAUAAACCAUUGACAACAUGUGAUACAUGGAUGUUAUCGAUUGAAUUUUUAAGCCAAACAGCCAAUGGCUCGAUACUAUACAAUGGACCAAUAACUAAACAAAAUCAGCCCGAAGAUUAUUUUUCAUUGCAAUUAUUAAACGGUCAUCUUCUGAUUGAUUUGAAUUUCGGAAAUGGAAAAAAUAUUCGACGACAUUUAAAAACAAGUGGAAAUUUAGCUGAUGGCAAAUGGCAUGUGAUUGAAAUACGACAAAUGAGCACAAUUGAACAUAUUUUGGAAAUUUUAAUUGAUUAUUGCCCAUUGAAUAGCAUAUCGAAACAAUAUGGCGAAUGUCGAUUUAUGAUUGAAUUCAAUGAAGACGCUAUUUUUAGUACAAAUCGACCAUUACAAUUAGGCGGUGUUGCUUUACAGGAAAAUGAAAUUAAUCAACAGCAAUUACCCAUGGAAUAUGUUGGAAAUUUUAAAGGCUGCAUUCGUAAUCUUCGUUUUGCUGAUGAAUUAUACGAUCUUCAUGUCGAUUUACAUAGUGAUCAAUCGGUUAAUCUUCAUGAAGGUUGCCUUCUAACUGACUUAAAAUGUCAAAAACUAUCUUGUCAAUCAAAUAAUGGCAUUUGUGGUGCUGACCUUUAUCAAGUACAAUGCGUUUGUAAGCCUGGCCGAGCAGGUCCCACGUGCACACAAGAAACAACAUCCUACGAUUUCACCUAUGAUAAACAAACAUGGACAGGUGAUCGUGCAUCCUACGCAACGUUCCGUCAUCAACAUAAGCCCGACAAUGAUUUGGCUUAUUCGUCGCAAAUAUUAAAAUUUCAAAUCAUGUUUCGCACACGUGAAAUAUCAGAUAAUAUAUUAACAUUAAUCGAUUUUCACAAUGAUGAUACUUUCAUGUUUUUGGAAAUUAAAUCUGGACAUUUACAAGCUCGAUUUGGUUCGAAGUCGGAUACACAGUUACUCGAAUUGAAAUAUGUUCUAGUUAAUGAUGGACGCUGGCAUACAGCCUAUCUCGAUCGUUACGGACAACGAUUAAUCUUACGUCUUGAUGACGGUGAAUACUACCGUUCAAAUAUUAGUUAUGGUAAAUCAAUAUGGAAACACUUUCCAAAUACAUUAUUAAAUGUUGGUGCUCGUAUAGAUUCAGCUGUACAUAAAAUCGUGACGGCAGAUUUCAAUGAUGGUUGCAUUAUGGAUGUUCGCUUCAAUGGUCAAGUACUCGAUCUAUUAAAUGGUUCAUCAUCAUCCGAUAUGAAAUGGACAUUUCAAUCAAAUAUAAAAGAAGGCUGCGACAAUCUCGAUAAUUGGUGUCGUGGUGUACAAUGUCGUUCGCCUGCAUUUUGCGUUAACACAUGGCGACAUGGCCAAUGUCAAUGCACGGAUACAUUUAAAUACAAUCCAACAAAUGAAACAUGUACCGCAUUCGAUUGGUGCAGUGAUAUAACAAAUCCAUGUCAUGUUCAAGGCACAAAAAGUUGUUUAUACGAAGCUCGUGAAAAUACAAUUAAAUGUGAAUGUAAAGCGCGUUGGCAAGGCGAACGCUGUACAUUGAAAGCUAUGCCACUAGCAGGAACAUUCAGUUGGCAUAUCAUAGUUGCAACAUUAAUUUGCCUUUUAUUUAUUUUAUUUCUUGUUUUAAUAUUAAUUAUGUUUACACGACGAAGACAAACGAAAAAAGCCUAUAUACUUGGUAUGGACGAUGAAAUACGAGAUAAUAUUAUUAAUUACGAUGAAGAAGGUUGUCCCGAUGAAGAUCCUGUUACAUAUGAUAUAUCAACAUUGAAAAAGCCUGUAUUUUCAGCUAAUAGUAAUGCAAAUAACAAUCGUAAUGGACGACAAAAUUCAGAAUCAGAAAGCAAGCCUCUUCUGAAGUCGACGCCUGAUGGAAAUACACAAUUAGAUUCAUCGAAAAAGUCAACCAUAAGAAAAGAUAUGCCACCAAUACCAGCACCAAAACCUGUUUUGAAUAAGAAUCAAACAAAUGGUUUAAAUAAUGGUAUAAAUGUUGGAGAAUUUAUUAAAGGUCGAAUACGUGAUAUUGAUGAUGAUCCAUCACAACCACCCUAUGAUAGCCUACAAGAAUACGCCUAUGAAGGCGAACCAUUAGCUAGAAAUGAAGAAUGUACAUUAUCAACAUUGACUAUAACUUCAAAAGAUCAAAACGAUACAGAUAAAGAACUUGAAUUGGAAUAUUUAACACACAUGGGGCCAAAAUUUCAAAACAUUGCUAAACUCUAUUCAGGCAAUGGAGAGAAAGAGUCAUGA
Messenger RNA from Rotaria socialis, 9495 nucleotides. The record is from the annotation of a GenBank genome assembly. NCBI's taxonomy places the organism in Eukaryota, Metazoa, Rotifera, Eurotatoria, Philodinida, Philodinidae.